Molecule: messenger RNA, 8370 nt
Organism: Nicrophorus vespilloides
Lineage: Eukaryota; Metazoa; Arthropoda; Insecta; Coleoptera; Silphidae
Gene: dom
Product: helicase domino
Exons: 21
Coding region: 308-8215 (2635 amino acids)
Cellular component (GO): Swr1 complex
Molecular function (GO): ATP-dependent chromatin remodeler activity; histone binding; ATP binding
Source: RefSeq, a predicted model, not a curated record
AUCCAGUUGGCUUGGGUUGGGGCGUUUCACAACGAUGGAUUGACGACGAACGGCCAGUAGCAGUCGCCAUGUUUGGAAAGGACGAGGCGUCCUUAGCUGCGGUAAAAUGCUGAGAUUGCGGCGAAUUACGUGCGAUUGGGCAUAAACGCGGUACACCCGGACCAAGUGCGAGCCGCCCCGAAGACGAUCCUUGUAUUUUGAGAGUCGGAUGGCCCACCAAUGCGUCGAUAUUUCGUGAUUACAUGAUGAUAUGUUGUUAGCAGUGAUCUUCAACUUCAACAUAAUCUUUGUGAACGAAGUAUAGGCGAUGAGUGAUGAAACUCCAGGGGCAGGACACGGCUCCAUGCCCCUGCGGGAGGGCGCAGCCUCCAGGCCUGUUAGGUUUACCCAAGUCUCUGGAGGCCAGUACGUCCUCACAACUCAGUCCCAUUCAGUACCUGCCUUAACUCAAAUAAGUGGAACAGCAGGUAUAGUCCAACAAAAUGUGAAUUUGCAACAGGGUGGCGUAACGCGUAUAAUAAGUAUAAGUCCGUCGAGUAGUCAAUCAACGUCAUCGCAGUUGCGACCGAGCCAAACGAACCAGAGUAUUGUAAAAGCUUUAACCACGAAAUCCAGACCUAAUGCGAACGUGCGGCUGCAGCUCUUCGGCGAUGGCGGGACGAGAUCUUCGUCGGCGAGGACGCCGAUCAAAAGGUCGCUUCCGGCCACCCCGGAAAAGAAGGACACGUACGCGGCGAAGCUGCAGCGGGUGAUGAACCACAGGAAUGUGCGCUCGAAGAUCGUCCGGGAAAAGUAUAAUGAACAUUUAUUAGAGAAUUAUCACUUGGAGGUUGGAGGCAACAUCCUGGACCUGUAUCAGUUCGCCAAGCGGCCUAAGACGCAGCAGUUCCUUGCUUACAUCAAGGAGAACGCUAUAGACCCCAAGGAGUACCAGCAGGACGAGCCUAAUAACAUAGGUCAAACUGUGCCGCCGAUGCCCACGGCGACGGCGGUCAGCUCGUUACCUGGUAUGUCCUCGCAUGCUUCAGUACCGACAACCUCAACACCUCCGACUGUUGUACAUACUACGACCACUACCACCUCCACUGCACAAUCUCAUCAAGAGAAAGAGCCCGUCAAGACCAGCAGCUCCACAACGACGAACAAGAUCAAAACUCCCGUCACAUAUCUUCCCAAUCCGCCGAACAAUCAAGAGCAGAUCGUCGAGAAGGCGAAGCAGGAGGCGUAUGUAGUGCAGAGGAUAAGCGAUCUCCAGAAGGAAGGGCUGUGGAGCGAGAAGCGGUUGCCGAAAGUGCAGGAAAUGCCUAGGGUGAAAGCCCAUUGGGAUUUCCUGCUGGAGGAGAUGGUGUGGUUGGCCGCGGAUUUUGCGCAGGAGCGCAAAUGGAAGAAGGCUGCUGCUAAGAAAUGCGCUCGAAUGGUGCAAAAGUAUUUCCAGGACAAGGCUUUAGCGGCGCAGCGGGCGGAGAAGGCACACGAGCAACACAUUCGGCGGGUGGCUGCGUUCUGCGCGAAGGAAAUCAAGAAUUUCUGGAGCAACGUGGAGAAACUGGUAGAGUACAAACAGAACACCCGACUGGAGGAGAAGCGGAAAAAGGCUCUCGACCAGCAUUUGAGUUUCAUCGUCGACCAAACGGAGAAAUACUCGCAGCUGCUAGCAGAAGGCAUGAACAAACCGAUUAAUGACACCAGUACUGUAAGCAAUCCCGUCUCACGAACAAAUUCAGAUGAUGAGUUUCAACCAGACACUGAAAAUGAUAGUGACGAUGAAGAAACGAUCGCUCAGGAAGAAGCGGCAGAUACUGCUGAGAAAAGUGAAGAAGUUGCUGCUCUUCAGAGAGAAUCACAGAUGGAUUUUGAAGACUUCCUAAGUGAAUUACCCAAAGACUACUUACAGAAUAGGGAUAAAAUUAGAUUGAGUGCUAGUGAAGAUGAAGCAGAAAGUUCUGGGAAUGAAGACAAUGACAAGCCUAGCGGUAGCUCGAAGCCAUCAAAGUCAAAAAAGAAAGAUGAAGAUUUCAAAGCAGAUUUCAGCAGUGACGACGAUGAAGAUACUAUACAAGAACAGGAGAAGGCAGAAGGCGCUCUAGACCAUAAAGAGGAACUAGAUGAUCUGAAUGCCGAAGCCGAGAUGGACAUUGAAGAAUUGCGACGGAAGUACGCGAGUUUGCCUGCAACAGAGGAAGAUUCUAACAUGUCUGCUGUUACGACAGAAACUAGCAAUAAGUCGUCUGAUUACGAACCCGAUGAGGGCGAUGACAGUAGCGACUCUGGUGAUGAUUCUGGAAGUGAAAGCGACUUGCCACUACCCGCCAUGGAGAUAUCCGAAGCUGAGGAAGAAGAUGAUAAAGAGGUCGGAUUGAAAUCUCUACUUGACGACACUAAAGAGGGAGAAGAUACAAAGACUGAUAACAAUGACCUUAUCAAUGAUGCUGCUGCGAUUGCAGAAAGUAUACAACCUAAAGGAAACACAUUGUCUUCCACAAGCGUUGUUACAACAGUGCCGUUCCUACUGAAGUUACCAUUGAGAGAGUACCAACAUAUUGGUUUGGAUUGGCUCGUGACAAUGUUUGAAAGGAAACUGAAUGGUAUCCUGGCUGAUGAAAUGGGCCUUGGAAAGACGAUACAAACCAUUGCGUUGCUUGCUCAUUUAGCAUGCGAAAAAGAGAACUGGGGACCGCAUUUGAUAGUAGUUCCUACCUCCGUGAUGCUGAAUUGGGAGAUGGAGUGCAAAAAGUGGUGUCCGGGUUUCAAGAUCUUGACCUAUUACGGAACGCAGAAGGAGCGUAAAAUGAAGCGCACCGGAUGGACGAAACCCAACGCCUUUCACAUCUGUAUAACAUCAUACAAGCUAGUCAUCCAAGACCAUCAGAGUUUCCGGCGGAAGAAGUGGAAGUACCUGAUCCUCGAUGAAGCUCAGAACAUCAAAAACUUCAAAUCGCAGAGGUGGCAACUGCUGUUGAAUUUCCAAACGCAGCAACGUCUUUUGCUCACCGGUACACCUCUACAAAACAACUUGAUGGAACUGUGGUCGCUCAUGCAUUUUUUGAUGCCCAACGUGUUUCAAUCGCACAGGGAGUUCAAGGAAUGGUUCUCGAAUCCUGUCACGGGGAUGAUCGAGGGAAACAACGAGUACAAUGAGAAUAUUAUCAAAAGAUUGCACAAGGUGCUCAGGCCUUUCUUGCUGAGGAGGUUAAAGUCCGAAGUGGAGAAGCAAAUGCCAAAGAAGUACGAGCACGUUAUUAUGUGCAGAUUGUCGAAGCGGCAGAGAUUCCUUUAUGAUGACUACAUGUCCCGGGCAAAGACGAAAGAAACUCUAGCAAGUGGAAAUUUGCUGAGCGUAAUCAAUGUUCUUAUGCAAUUGAGAAAAGUUUGCAAUCAUCCAAACUUGUUUGAAGUCAGACCUACGAUAUCUCCGUUCCAUUGCGAAGGCAUUCUAGAACACAUACCAUCAAUAAUCUAUUCAGCUCUUUCCUAUGAUGUCUGGAAGGAUAUUGAUUUGAACUCUCUGAACCUGAAUCUGCUGCAGUUGGAAUACAACUACAGCGCGUAUCAGUGUUACCGAUUGCGUCAGUAUUGUACACCAAAGAAGUUGAUCGAAGAGAUCGAUGCGACCGAAGUGGAACAGACUCCCCCUUGUCCACCAUCCAGGUUGAGUCUGAAGGUGCACAAGAACAACGUGAACAAAGCCAUCAAAGCAGAGAUGAGAGAAGAGGAGAAGGUGGUACCAGCGCCACCUCCGGUUGUAGCUCAGCAAAACCAAACUAAUCAGAAGUUGAAUAUCCUGGGGAAGUCUUACGGGAUGAUCAAAGCUUUGCAAAUCGCCGGGUCAAGCGCAACCACGCAAUCAUCUGGUGGGAUAUCAAAUAUCCCGAUCCCAGGAUUCGCACAAUUAGUCCAAACCUCUACUGGCAAACACAUCUUGCUCACACCAACGUUGAACGCGAAUAACAUCGGGAUUUCAGGAACGACGACAACAGUGAGGACAUCUAGUGGUCAAAAAUUGACAGUAUUAUCGAAGCAGCCAGUUGCAACCACGGCGAAUGCCACACCUUCUCCUUCUAUUGCUAAAGCUAUAGUAAAGGUACAGUUGACUUCCUUAACAUCAACCGCUAUGUCUUCUGAAGAAAAUAAACUUGACGACAAUGGAAGCCGGAAAACGGUCGGCACAAAAUUCAUAGAGAAACUAUACUUGCACAAUUCCAAAAGUACUAGGAACUUGGAUGUUCGGUGGCAGAACUCCGACGAUAAAUUGGACAUCAAAGAAGAAAAAAUGGAUCAGAGUGAGGAAAAUUCUGAGGAAAACCACAGGAUGAAACUGAAUCUGAUUGCGCGUGUGAAUCAAACCCGAUGCAGCGCGGUUCCCAUUUACGGAAAGGACUUUAUUGAAGGGAUGCAAGUGUUGAGUUUACCGAACCAUAAAUCGUGGGUUGGUGGUUUGAGGCAUUGCUCGAACGUGCAAUGGGGUAGAAAAAUCGAUUGCACAACUGACGCUCUCAAGGAACUCAUCUAUACACCUGUCCAGAGGAUAGAAGAGUUGACUGACAUUUUCAAUAGAUAUAUUGUUUACGUACCUGCCGUUCAUGCUCCAGAGCCUGAACUUCAAAUUUGGAAUCCUCAUCCCAGUCUGUACUGGGGUAGGAUCAACGAGAAGAAAAUGUUGGUUCAAGAGCUUAUGGAACCGACGACGCCGCUCCAUCAAGUCGCUUCAGCCAUGGUCACUCAAUUCCCUCAUCCCAGACUUAUACAAUACGACUGUGGUAAAUUGCAAAGAUUGGAUCGUUUGUUAAGGAAAUUGAAGUAUGGCAGUCAUCGAGUUUUAAUCUUCACGCAAAUGACGAAAAUGCUCGAUGUACUCGAAGCUUUUCUCAAUUUUCAUGGUCAUAUUUAUCUGAGAUUGGAUGGAUCCACCAAAAUAGAUCAGCGACAGAUAUUGAUGGAACGCUUUAAUGGAGAUGCAAGGAUAUUCGCCUUCAUUUUGUCCACCCGUUCAGGCGGCGUUGGUGUCAACUUGACCGGAGCAGAUACUGUGAUAUUUUACGAUUCCGAUUGGAAUCCAACUAUGGAUGCUCAAGCUCAAGACAGAUGCCAUCGUAUCGGCCAGACGAGAGAUGUCCAUAUUUACAGACUUGUUAGUGAAAUGACUAUUGAAGAAAAUAUUCUCAAGAAAGCAAAUCAGAAACGUUUGUUAGGUGAUUUAGCUAUCGAAGGAGGAAACUUCACCACAGCGUACUUCAAAAGUACAACGAUUCAAGAUAUAUUUAAUAUUGAUGCAACGGAAGAAAGUGCCGCAAAUAGGAUGUCAGAAGUUGUUGAAAUUAGUAGAGAACGUGAGAAGGCUUCAGAGGAGAAUAACCAUUCGAAUGAUGAGAAAACUGCAAUGGGUGCGCUCGAAAGUGCUUUGGCAGCGUGCGAAGAUGACCAAGAUGUGAUAGCGGCACGCACUGCGAAGGCCGAAGCUGUUGCAGAUUUAGCGGAAUUCGAUGAGAAUAUACCUUUGGAAGAUCAAGAAAAGGAUAAGGAACCUGAGAUCAGUAAGGCAGAGCAAGAAGUGGAAAAUCUCGUGAAACAGCUGACACCAAUUGAACGGUACGCAAUGAGGUUCAUCGAAGAAACUGAAGCCGCUUGGUCUGCUGAGCAAUUGGCAGCAGCAGAGCGUGAAAUUGAAGAUCAGAAACGGGAAUGGGAGGAGAAUCGAAUAGCUGCCAUGAAGGAAGAGGAGCUGCGUCGAGCCAGGGAACUGGAGGAGGAGAGCGAGUUGCUCACUUUCCCACGGGAGGAUGCAACAAAUCAGAUUUGGGUAUGCGAUAAUACCAACGAGCAAAUGCCGAUGUGGUGUCCUCCGACUCCUCCGCAGCAAGAUGGCGAUAUGUAUCUUGAUCAGACCAUGUCAUUCCUAUACGACACCGGUGUCAUGACUGAAAAUCAAUUGCCUCCGCCAUAUGUAAAGAAGGAAGUUAAGAGAACUCGCUCAGAGGCAGGUCUACCAGAUCCACGUAGAGGUGCCGUCAAGAUUCGGAAAGAGGAAAGCACGUAUCCGCCGCGUUCGCUAUUCGAAAGACCUUCACCUACGUUGUUGAAGAUCCGAAGAAGCGAUGUCAGGUUACACAAAUUCAGGGGGACUAUUUAUAAGUCAACUGGGCCGGUGCCGGGUGUUAAGUAUCCGACGGUGAAGCCGUCGAUCGAACCUCCGUGCUUGCACAAUUGGACUAUUCACGAAGAUAACGCUCUUCUGAAGGUUGUUCAGACUUAUCAAGGUUCUGCUCUAAAUCUUAUGAUCAGACAGGCGGGUCACACGCUCAAUUGGGAUUUCGUUGCGGAUUACGUAAACACAGUGUCGAUUGCCUAUCGAUCCCCGAAGCAGUGCCGGAAUCGCUAUGAAAAUGUUCUAGUUGAUAGGGAGGAAGGCAAGCAGGCUAUGGAUACAUCACCGCGUAAGAAAAAGAACCAAAAGGGACAGAACGUGUAUAAGUUCCCCAUCCCGAACAAAUCGAAUAGUAGACCUAUGUGCACAUCACAGCUCUACCAGCAGGACAAUAAUAUAAGCUUCACGCAAUUGAUUACACAAAGGCAUGAUACUUUGAUGACGCUGGUAUCGACGAAGAAGACCAGCAUUGCGAAGCCUGUAGUAAGCAAUCCGUUGCUGAAAAACCCAAAGCACGCGAUGAUAUUGAGCGAUGCUGGUAUCGAUAUAGACCAUCCUAUUUUACCGGUGGAGGUAGCAGCCAGAAGGGCGGAGCGUACAGCCAGAGAAAAGAAGAUUACACCGGAAAUGGCCCAAAAGAUCCAGAUGAUGCGUGCUGCUCAGAAUGCGAGCGCCGCAGCUGCGGCUUCCUCUUCCUCUGCUUCAGCAUCAACAGCGAGUCCGGUGCAUUCAUCAUCUCCGUCUCCUCAAAUAACUGUAGUUCAAACCUCCGCUCCCGCCAUUGUUUCGUCAACUGUGACUCCUAACACCCCGCCGACCACCUUGAGAGCUCAAAGGAUAGUAGCGUCGCCUCUGCAGAAUUCGACGGUCGUUUCUGUUUCAGGAAUAACACCGGCGCAAUUGCAAAACGCGACCCAGCGACUGAUUGUUUCAGGAACUGGUAGUCAAGCGAAGGCUACGGUCGUUAGCCCUGCGGGAACGGUGUCCGCAAAGAGUAUAAGUCCAGCGCAACUGCACCUAAUCAGACAAGCUAGUUUAAAACAGCAACUUCGGCUUCAGUCCGGAAGCUUGGCUGCGCAAGGUGUGAAGACUACCACCGUGACUAUAGCUGGUCAACCAGCUGUGCAGGUACAAUUCACACAAGCGCAACAGAAGACUCAGUAUAUAAAACCGGGAACGGUGACUGUUUCCGGAAAGCAAGGCAUGCUGCCUAGGACUAUAACUGAAUCUGAGAUGGCGCAGUUGAUCAAGAGACAGAAUAUCGCUCAGAAGUUCGUCGCUGGACAGCAUGGGGCGUCCAUGCAUAGUCUGAGCCCUCAGGUGAUUCAAGCCUUACAAGCAGGUCCGUCUGGAACUCAGGUUGCUACUUUAGUCAAAGCAGUCUCGAGCGCUGGUGUCACGCAAACUGUGAUCGGGACACCUGUGAAGGCUUUAUCUCAGGGCUUGAAGGCGACUCCUCAGCAGCAACUGCGCACGCUGCAGAUCCAUCAUCAGCAGAUUCUAGCUCAGAAGAAGCUUGCCAACUCGAAGAUUGCGGGUAUCGCCCAGGUUGCCGGUAAGAGCGGCGUCGCGACUCAGCUGAUCGUCGGCUCGAAGCCCAUGUCUACGGCGAUGACCGUGCAGCAGUUGCAUCAGGCGAUGCGAGCGCCCAUUAACCAAGGGCCCGUUUUACUUGCCAAAGGUCCGCCCCCCCGUGUUAUACCACUUAACGGUCAGGGGACAAAACCGACCAUUCAAGUAAGAAAAUACAAGCAGUUGGUCGUACAGGCUUCGCAGGGCGGUAUUACUACGACCAUAAGGCCCCAAACGUCUUCCACGUUGGCCGGAGCAUUGACCGGUAUAAAGGUACAAGGUUCCGCCCAGAACCAGCAGACCAUUCUUACGCACGUGUCCGCAGCCCUACAAGGGCAGCACGUGCGUCAGAAUAGUCCGGUGCGGAUACAAACGACGAGCGGCACGCCCCUCGUCGCCGUAACUGUCCAAUCGGGCAGUCCGAACGUUGUACAGCCCGGCCUCUCACAACAAAACGCCGAAAAAGGGGCGGAUCAUGUAAGUAGAUUUUUGAAGAAGUAAACAAAAAAAAAACAAACCACAAAUCACCACCCUACACCAGUUCAGGCCCCUCCUCCACCACAACCAACGUUCGAGCUCAUUUAUAUAAUCUCGCGUUCUGACGAUUUAUUAUUAUUUUUUUACGUAGUUUGUGUAUAAAGUGCAUUUCAGUAUUC